Dovyalis caffra is the source of this 1875-nucleotide messenger RNA. The record is from the annotation of a GenBank genome assembly. NCBI's taxonomy places the organism in Eukaryota, Viridiplantae, Streptophyta, Magnoliopsida, Malpighiales, Salicaceae.
AUGGACGCUACUCCUCCUCCAAUAACUCCCACCAAACGCUCCAUAACCGAACCCACACAAAUCCGGAUCCUCUGCCCGUCACUAAAAACCGGCGCUGUCAUUGGCAAAGGCGGCUCCACCGUCCGUCAUAUUCAAUUUCUCACUGGCGCGAAAAUCCGCCUCCUCGACGACCCUCACAUUCCCUAUUGCGAAGACCGCAUAAUCCUCAUUACUCUAAACAGUGGCAAAAUCCCCAAAUCAGACGACUCCAACACUGCGACCACCGAUCACAACAAAGAAGAUGCUAAUGACGGAGAGGGCAUUGCUGGUGGUGGCGGUGAAGAGGAGGAAGGUUCGGGUCCGGUGAAGAAAGCGGUGGUUAGGGUUUUUGAGAAGAUAGUGAAAGGGGACAGUGAGGAGGAGUUGAGUGAAGCUGUGAUGGUGACGUGUAAGGUUUUAAUUGGUAGUAGUAAUCUGGGAGGGAGUUUGUCAAAGGUCUUGGAGAAGACUAGAGUAGAGAGUGGAGCACAAGUUAGGGUUUCAAAUCGUGACCAAAUUCCUGCUUGUGCUUCUCCCGGUGAUGAAUUGAUUAUGAUUACAGGAAGUUUUUCAGCUGUAAAGAGAGGACUCCUGUCUGUUUCAAGUUGUAUUCAAGAUAGCCCGAGAGCAGAAACUGCCAAGUUUGGUGCAGUUGGAUUCCCUGGAAAUGCUAUGCCUGCACAAGGGGACUUGCUUCAACGAGGUUAUGGAUCUGGUCUUCAUGCUGCAGACUAUCAUCCAAGAGGGUAUUCUCCUAAUUUUGAAGAGGAGGUUGUAUUUAGGUUGUUAUGCCAGGCUGAUAAAGUUGGCAGUUUGAUAGGGAAAGGUGGCUCGGUGGUACGGGCUUUGCAAAAUGAAACGGGUGCGUCUAUCAAAAUUGCUGAAGGUGUAUCUGAUUCAGAUGAACGUGUGAAGUCAGAACAAAGACACUCUCCUGCUCAGGACGCUGUUAUUCGUGUGCAAUCCAGAAUUGCAGAGAUUGGAUUUGAGCGUGGUGCUGGAAUUGUUGCUCGGCUUCUUGUGCAUCCACAACAGGUAGGUGUUUUGUUGGGUAAAGGAGGCAAGAUCAUAAAUGAAAUGAGACAUGUUACCGGUGCUAGUAUAUGUGUAUUUCCAAAGGAGCAAGUUUCGAAGUAUGGUUCUCAAACUGACGAAGUUGUUCAGGUUCUUGGCAGCUUGCAUUCUGUACAGGAUGCUUUAUUUCAAAUAACAAGCAGACUUCGGGAUGUUAUAUUUCCAAUGAAGCCACCAUUCUCAAGCCCUGCUCCCCUGCCCUACCCACCACCCUCUUUUCCAGAAAUGCACCCCCCUCAAUUUAGGCCAAGACCUACUCCUGCCUCUCCAGGUCCUUACCCUUCUCCUGUUGGACCUUUCCAAGGCAUGGAUCGUUCUGCUAAUCACCAGCCUCCAUUUUCAUAUGGCAUGGAUCGUGGUGGUCCUCCUAAUUUGGACCGAGGUCCCUAUCCAUAUGGUGGCGAGAGACCAGGACAUGGUCCUGGACCAUUUGAAUGUUCUCCAAGAUCAUUGACUGGUCAGCCAUUUAGCAAUGGGAACCCUAGGGGAGGUGCUGAUCUAGGUUCUGGCUCCGUUGCAAGAAAUGGGCAUUCUGCAAGCAGCGGAAGUCUAGCUACAUCUGUUGAGGUAGUCAUUCCUAAAAAAUUGCUGACCCAUGUGUACGGAGAGAAUAAUACUAAUUUGGCUCAGAUCAGACAGAUUUCAGGUGCAAGUGUUCUAAUUCAUGAUCCGAAGCCUGGGGCAACCGAAGGUGUGGUGGUAGUGUCCGGAACAUCUGAUCAAAUGAGAGCUGCACAGAGCCUUAUCCAUGCCUUCAUUCUUUGUGGACAGACAUUUCCUUGA